Molecule: messenger RNA, 1703 nt
Organism: Prorocentrum cordatum
Lineage: Eukaryota; Dinophyceae; Prorocentrales; Prorocentraceae
Source: the annotation of a GenBank genome assembly
AGGGUUUCGGCUCACAGUCACUCAGCCUCAGCCAGCGCACAGUGUCCGCGCCCCAGCCGGCGCCCCCAGGCCAGUCGCGCCACCGCCGACCUUCGGCGACCUGGACGACACUCCCGACCUUCGUGCAGACCUGCGCGCAGCGUUUCGUCAACUUGCUGCACGACGCCAGGCUCGGAGACGGGCACGAGAGGGACCAGUGCGACGACGAGUGGCAGCUCGACCUCCGCCGACCUCUUCUUCUUGGCCACCCACCUCGGCACCUUCGCGGGUAACAGCCGCGAGCACACCGCUACUGCGACCUCGACAAGCACCGCCUGCUGAACCUCGAGCACCACCUGCACAAGAUGUCGGGCGGCGCGGCAGCAGCGGCGACGGGCAGCUUCCAGGAGCCAGGCCCCCCUCGGCCGAGAGCAGCGUGGCGGACGGCCGCCCCAGCGGCAUCCUCCCAGGCGUCUGGGAAUUCUGGCGGCGACUCCAAGCCUCCCGACCCGAAGAAGGGAAGGAAGGGCGACAAGGACAGGGACACAGCCAUGGACGACGCCAAGGGGGAGCUGCAGAAGAUCCUCGACGGCAAGGCUGGAGGCAAAGGACGACAUCGAGGAGGCCGCCGUCAUCGCCGAGGCGGCCACACGGAGAAGAAGUGGACGAGCAAGGACGCGAACAUCCAGCAGCGCUUGGCCGCGAUAGCCAAGCUAUCCCUCCAGACAGCGCAGCGGCAGCGCCUGACGAUGGCGACGGUGGUCGACACGUUCACGAUGCCGAAGGGACACCCGGUCAUCACGGCGCUGCAGCAGACGCUGGAGGACUACAGGAAGCAGGUGCAGACCGCGCGCGAGGCAGGACCAGAUCAGCUUCGAGCGGUUGGCAGCCCGACUGCCUCUCUGGCGGUCACCCUUCUCGAGAAGCUGGCCACAUGCGACGUGGGCGGCGUGAGCCGCCAGCAGCUCAACGACUACCUCGACAAGAUCGAACCGACGACGGGCGAGCCGACCAUCACCCGCGAGCAGGUGGAGUUGGACGUGCAGGCCAUCAAGAUCGAGCAGCCUCACGACGAGAGCAAGGCCAAGCUCCUCAUCGCGGGCCCCACGUGGCCCAUGAGGGGCACGGUGACGCACGCCUUCAAGGCGGAGGGCGUCGCGACGAGGUUCACGGGCGUCAUGCCCGCGGGCUGGCUGGAGGACGAGGUAGCGACGUGGUUGGAUGUGCUGCAGCAGGGAUGACGACCGUGAGCCGCCGCCCCAUCAUCUUUGUUAGAGGUGAGACCGUGCCUGGCACGGUGCAGCAGGCUCCCCGACCCACCUCGACCUCCUCCCAUGGUGCCUCCACGUCCCCCCCGCCUGCGGGUGGCACGGCACCGCACGAGCAAUGUUAUGAGGCUGAUGAAGAGGCCGCGGCAUACCUCUUCGAUUAGCGGGGAGACAUUGUUUCUUUUCAAGUUCUCGUCGUGAGCUAUUCUUGGGCGAAUAGAUCCAGACACCAAGCAUCGGAGAUAGCUAGGCUGAUGCACCACCGUCGGUGCCCUCUUGGGAGACACUGCGACCCGCGGCCUGCCUUUUGCCUGCUCCUCGCGUUGAUGCGCGGGUGGCGCUCGCCCCAGGCCUGCGCGCUGGACCAAAGUACGGGCACGGAGCGUGCCUGCGACAGCUCGCCGAAUCAGUGUAUUGCACCCGUUUCCAGAGGCACUUGGGCUCCCUCGUCGAGUA